AUGAAUUUACAAAGUUCUAAAGUUCACGAAAUUGAUACACGAAAUAGUACAGCGCUCACCGUUUUCGAUGGAUCUCGAGAAGAUGAAAGUAAAUUAGCAAAACAAUUUUGGAAUUCAGUGGUACUUAUACCACCAGUUGAAUCAACACUUGUUUGUAAAGAAAUCAAUCAACGUACACGAACUCGAACGUUGGAUGAUAGAAUAAAAAAAUCGCGAUUUUCCACUACAAUUUCAAAGAAUAAAAAUGAAAAAUCAUUGAAAGAGAAAUUUUAUGAUGAAAAAGCUGUAUAUCAACUUCAAGAAGAUGAAGCUCGACAAAUAAAAGCUUUUGAAUUACGACACCAAAAAGUAAGACAAUUAUUUUAUAAACAGGCUAAAACGAAUCGGAUUAAGAAUGAACAAUGGGCUAUUCCUCCAUCUGAUAACUAUUUAACCAAUAUUCAUCAUGAAGGAGCAAGCAUGUCUUUAGAAAAUGAACUAGACGAUACAAAAUAUGAUGAAAAUGAACGAGAAUUAGUUUUUUCUUUACCGGAUUAA
Rotaria socialis is the source of this 537-nucleotide messenger RNA. Lineage: Eukaryota; Metazoa; Rotifera; Eurotatoria; Philodinida; Philodinidae. The record is from the annotation of a GenBank genome assembly.